Molecule: messenger RNA, 1592 nt
Organism: Hypomesus transpacificus
Lineage: Eukaryota; Metazoa; Chordata; Actinopteri; Osmeriformes; Osmeridae
Product: solute carrier family 25 member 44-like
Exons: 4
Coding region: 296-1243 (315 amino acids)
Biological process (GO): branched-chain amino acid catabolic process
Cellular component (GO): mitochondrion
Molecular function (GO): branched-chain amino acid transmembrane transporter activity
Source: RefSeq, a predicted model, not a curated record
CCACCCGCAGUUAUGUCGGUAUUACUGUUGGCAAUUGGUUGAUCAGCAGCAUGACAUUUGAUGGGAGAACAGGAACACUACUAGCUAGCAGCAAUCAAACAAGCUAGGCUAACUAGACGUCUUACGGUCAUAACAUUUAGCUACAUCUGUGGGGAAUCUCUUCAAAUUAGUUGUUGUUUUAUCACGCGGUAAUAGCUAUGACAUAUUAAUCUUGAUGAUGACCUUACCAUUUUUGUAAACACCUGUCCAACAAGAGUGCUGCUAGUCUGAUGAAGGGGCAUCUCUGGGAGGCAGGAUGCAACAGAAGAGGAACAUACAGAUCAUCGAAUGGGAGGACCUUGACAAGAGGAAGUUCUACUCUUUUGGGGUGUUCAUGACCAUGUCCAUAAGGGCCACGGUAUACCCCGCCACCCUAAUACGCACCCGGCUACAAGUGCAAAAGGGCAAGUCACUUUACAAUGGGACCUUUGAUGCCUUUUUUAAGAUCUUGCGCUCGGAGGGAGUGCGGGGCCUCUACCGAGGAUUCAUGGUCAAUACCUUCACGCUAAUAUCAGGCCAGGCAUACAUCACAACCUAUGAGUUGGUCAGGAAGUAUGUUUCCAACUAUUCUAAUGACAAUACCAUAAAGUCACUGGUGGCUGGCGGCUCAGCUUCCCUGGUCGCCCAGAGCAUCACUGUCCCAAUUGAUGUGGUUUCUCAGCAGCUUAUGAUGCAGGGACAAGGUGAGCACCUGACUCGCUUCCGGAUCAAGCCCAGAGUGGAAGGUGGAAAGGCCAAAAUUACGUUUGGCCAAACCAGGGACAUAAUUGCGCAGAUUUUUGCUGCCGAUGGCUUUCGCGGUUUUUACAGGGGAUAUGUGGCCUCUCUGCUGACUUACAUCCCUAAUAGUGCCGUCUGGUGGCCUUUUUAUCACUUGUAUGCAGAACAGCUUUCCAAAAUGGCACCCAGUGACUGCCCUCAUCUGAUUCUGCAAGCCAUGGCUGGACCACUUGCUGCUGCAACUGCAUCAACUGUCACCAACCCUAUGGAUGUGGUUAGAGCUAGAGUACAGGUUGAAGGCAGGACCUCCGUCAUUGAGACGCUGAAGCAGCUGAUAGUUGAGGAGGGAUUCUGGGGGAUGACCAAAGGCCUGUCGGCUCGCAUCAUAUCCUCCACUCCCACAGCAAUCGUCAUGGUGGUCGGAUAUGAGACCCUAAAGAAACUGAGUUUGCGACCAGAACUGGUGGACUCUAGACACUGGUAGAAGGCACUUUGUUGAUGUCAGCACAGUUCCAUUUUGGCCCCAGGGGUUUGCAUCCAGAGGUGGUCUCACAUACAUAAAAGGAUUGGACGGGAGAAACUAAAAUAGCUGCAGAUUGAAGGUUUAGGGGCCAAAAUGGAAAUGAGCCAGAAUCUCCCUGCUCUGUUCCUUCAUUAUGGCUUCCUUGUCUUUUAAUUAAGUAAAUUAAUUUUUGCCUUUUUUGAAUGGUUGCCUUUUUAGUAAAUUGUGGAGAGUUGUAUUACUGUGGGGUAAUAACUCUGCCAUUUUGGAUUAUAAUCUGUAUGUGACUCCAUAGUGGCUCAUCUACUUUAAGGAUACCCCAAAUGUGAAA